Molecule: messenger RNA, 4604 nt
Organism: Paramisgurnus dabryanus
Lineage: Eukaryota; Metazoa; Chordata; Actinopteri; Cypriniformes; Cobitidae
Biological process (GO): Notch signaling pathway; positive regulation of transcription by RNA polymerase II
Cellular component (GO): nuclear speck
Molecular function (GO): transcription coactivator activity
Source: RefSeq, a predicted model, not a curated record
CUAGUCAUACAAGUUAGUAAUCUAUUUUCUUCAAAACUGUUUAUAACUGUUUUAAGUCAGUUACGUUUGAACGUAGACUGAUCUCAUUUCAAUCCAAAAUGUACUGAUUAGCCCUAGUUGAUCAGACUAGUUCUUAAGACACAGUACAUAGUGGCAAAACUAAGGUUGAAUGCCCUGUGUUAUAAACAGUGACAUGUUUGAUUAAUCUUGCAUAUUUGGUUAACUCCAAAAUGGAAUCAGUAUUGUCGCUUUACUACAGCUGCUUGACUUCUCAGCGUAAGGAUCAUUAUGAAAUUAAUAUUAUUCCUUAAUAUUUGGAAUUUAAAAGUGGGUUUACCCCAUGCCAUCUAAUAAAGUGGGUAUAUUCUGUAUACCUUGCACUACACAACUGUUUGUAGCCACACAUUAAAGUAAAUGUACAUCCAUAUAACUUCAGCUCACAAACUAAUAACUCUGUACCUCUGUGAGCCAGUUAAGUACAUUAAAUACAGUGUAGACAUACUAAUUUAAUAGAAGUUUAGUUUAGUCUUCAUUUUCUCAUAUAAUUCCAAUUUAAAGAAUUGUUUAAUCAAUGCAUCAUUUACAUACUGGAUUAUAAUCACUAAAUGUUUGCAUAUAAUGCUUAAUGGUACUGCUUUUGUAAAUUUACUUUAAUAAAAGUUUUAAUGCAGGCCUUUAACAAAAUGAAUACAGUGUUAAAAUAUCAUAUAUUCUUAUUAAUGCUGAAAAAGUCAAGAUUCUUCCAUGUGAAACACUGUGAGAAUAUUGUGAUACAAAGUAAACGCCCAUCCCCCAAUGCCCCAGACCAGUGCUACACUGCACGUGUUUGCGUCGCCCAACCCCCACUCCCCAGACCAGCGCUACACUGCUACACUGUUUCCCCAUCCCCCAUUUCACUUCACUGCUCAUCAGCGUUUGUUUAUAACUCAUGGUUGAUGGAGCGAUUUCAGAGAAGAUUGGAGAGACUUAGACAGCAUCACAAUAAAUGCGCAAGCCGUUAUGAACAAACUUUUCUUCGUCAGGAAACAAUGGGAGAGCGUUCAACACAGCUGGAUGCUAUUUCUGAGGAGCAGGAGGAUAGUGAUUCAUCAGAAUCAGAGUUAUCCAGUUGUGCAGGACUAGACCCAGAUUACAAACCAGGUCAGAGUUCAUCGUCCAGUGAUUUGAGCCCAGACAAAGGUUCAUCGUGGAAGAACCCAAUGAUGUCCAGUGAAAUACUUGAAUGUUCCGACACAAAUUCUAGCGACGGUGCCAUCAAAAAAACUGAAAACACAAGAACGUAUGGAAAAAAACACCAUAAACUACACAAGAUAAAAAAGACAGAUACAUCCAAAUUAAAUGUGACCCUAAAAAUUUGCACAAGGCGGGAAGACAAGAAAAGAGCUUGGGACAAAAGACAUUAUUGCCUCUACUGUGGGAAAUCUCAGUUAAAGAUUUCAAGACAUUUAGAGAGAAAACACAUGGAUGUCAAAGAUGUGGCAUAUGCCUUCAGCUUUUCAUUAGGAUCAAAACAAAGAAAAAGUCUUUUAGAACAGCUCCGCAACAAAGGAGACUUUAAACAUAAUUCCAAAGUUCUGGAAAAAGGCAGAGGACAAAUAGUGACGUGGAAGCAGCCAUCUGAUAAAGCCUCGGUUAAGGAUUAUUUGCCUUGCCCAUACUGUUUUGGAAUGUUUAAGAGAAAAGACCUUUGGAGACAUCAAUCAUCAUGCAGAACAAGAAAAUCUUGUGUGACCGAUGAAAAAACAAAGAAUAGACGAAGUAGAAUACAAAGUCGCGCCGCAUCCCUGCUUCCUAUUGCAGCUUCCUCAGAUGGCUGUCAGAGCAUCAUUAACCAAAUGAGACAAGAUGAUGUUUCGUUUCAUAUCAGGAGUGAUAGUUUAAUUUGCAACUAUGGUGAAUCACUGUACGCAAAACAUGGUCGAGUGAAGUCCAGGCACCAGUACAUUGCACAAAGAAUGAGAGAGCUUGGCCGAUUCAUGUUAGUGGCUAAGGACAUGGACAAGACAGUCAAUUAUCUUGAAGAUUUGUGUGUGCCAUCAAAAUAUCAGCUUGUUGUCAGUGUUGCCAAGUGUCUAACUCAGUUUAGUCCAGGCAAAAAUGAGUUUGGAAAACCUUCAACAGCAGUCAAAAUUGGAUUCUGUCUUAAAGGGGCUGUGGAGGUCCUAAUAGGACAGACUCUAAUGAAUGAAGAUGAUCUUGCAGAAAAGAAAGCUAAAAAGUUUUUGGAACUUCUGGAGAAAAACUGGAGAAACAGUGUUUCUGUCACAGCUCACCAAACCAUACAGGAAAAAAGAUGGAAUAAAGAUGAUGACAUCCCCCUCACAAAAAAUGUUAUUGCUUUAAGAGACCAUCUCAGGAUGGUAGAAGAUGAAGCAAGAAAUGAAUUGACAGAACAAAUGGAUUUACAUGCAUACAAAACAUUAAACGAGUCCGUUCUAGCACAGGUCAUUAUCUUCAACAAGCGGCGUGAAGGGGAAGCAUCACGCCUUACUCUUGACGUUUACAUGAAAGCAAGCACAAGUGCCAUAAACGAGGACAUUUAUAAAACCUUGUCACCAUUGGAAAAGCAGCUCAGCAAGUUAUUAACUCGCAUAGAAAUCAGAGGAAAACGAGGAAAGAAAGUUCCAGUUUUCUUGACAAAGAGAAUGAAGGCAUCAAUUGAUUUGUUGGUUCAAAAGCGAGUGGAAGCUGGUGUACCUGCUGAAAAUCCCUAUCUCUUUGCAAGACCCGGUGUGAUGACAAACAUACGCGGAUGUGACUGUCUGCGGAAAUAUGCAAAAAAAAGCAAAGCAGAAAACCCUGAACUCUUGAGGUCAACUAAAUUAAGAAAGCAAGUUGCCACACUCUGCCAACUCUUGGACCUUAGUGAACAAGAACUGGAGCAAGUUGCAAGGUUCAUGGGACAUGAUAUCAGAGUUCACCGUGACUUUUAUAGGCAAACGGACAAAACAUUUCAAAUUGCCAAAAUAAGUAAGCUUCUGUUUGCAAUGGAGCAAGGCACUCAGACUUUAAGGGGGAAGAACCUUAAUACACUUGCACCGGCCUGUGGUGAAGGUCCCACACUGAAUUCUGUGGGUGUCUCACCGAGAACAAAGAGAAAGAGAGUAAAGCUGGCUGAGGAUGGAGGUUCUGAUCUCUCCUCACCUGAAAAGACACGUCAAUCAUGCCGUGAAGCUGAUGGUUCAGAUGUAGAUGAUGAUUGUUCAGGAGCAAACCUGAAGAAAAAACCCACACCAAAUAAGAACAGACGACGACAGACCAAGAGUGAGGAAACAAAGGAUGGAGGUUUUGAUCUCUCCUCCCCUGAAAAGAGACUUAAAUCAUGCCGUGAAGCUGAUGGUUCAGAUGUAGAUGAUGAUUGUUCAGGAGCAAACCUGAAGAAAAAACCCACACCAAAUAAGAACAGACGGCGACAGACCAAGAGUGAGGAAACAAAGGAUGGAGGUUUUGAUCUCUCAUCUCCUGAAAAGACACGUCAAUCAUGCCAUGAAGCUGAUGGUUCAGAUGUAGAUGAUGAUUGUUCAGGAGCAAACCUGAAGAAAAAACCCACACCAAAUAAGAACAGACGGCGACAGACCAAGAGUGAGGAAACAAAGGAUGGAGGUUUUGAUCUCUCAUCCACUGAAAAGACACGUCAAUCAUGCCGUGAAGCUGAUGGUUCAGAUGUAGAUGAUGAUUGUUCAGGAGCAAACCUGAAGAAAAAACCCACACCAAAUAAGAACAGACGACGACAGACCACGAGUGGGGAAACAAAGUAUGGAGGUUCUGAUCUCUCCUCCCCUAAAAAGAGACUUAAAUCAUGCCAUGAAGCUGAUGGCUCAGAUGUAGAUGAUGAUUGUUCAGGAGCAAACCUGAAGAAAAAACCCACACCAAAUAAGAAAAGACGACGACAGACCAAGAGUGGGGAAACAAAGUAUGGAGGUUUUGAUCUCUCAUCCACUGAAAAGACACGUCAAUCAUGCCGUGAAGUUGAUGGUUCAGAUGUAGAUGAUGAUUGUUCAGGAGCAAACCUGAAGAAAAAACCCACACCAAAUAAGAACAGACGGCGACAGACCAAGAGUGGGGAAGCAAAGGAUGGAGGUGCUGAUCUCUCCUUCCUUGAAAAGCGACUUAAUUCAUGCCGUGAAGAUGGUAGUUCAGAAUCAGAUGUAGAUGAUGAGUGUUCAGGAGCAAACCUGCUGAAAAAACCCACAACAAAUAAGAAAAUAGGACGACAGACCAAAAGUGCCAAAGUGUCGGCCAAGGUAAAUGUGAAGAGACCAUGGAGUGAGGCAGAGAGGAGUGCAGUACACAAACACUUGGCCAAGUUUAUAGCCGAGCGCAGAGUUCCUGGAAAACUGCCAUGCAUGAAGUGCAUAGAGGAAGAAGAAGCCCUAAAUGAACGAUCUUGGAAGGAUGUGAAGAAUUUUGUGUACAACACAAUUGUAACUCUAAAUCGGAGAUCUGCUUCAAGAAAACUAAAAUUUUAAAGGCAAAAUGUGGUGUUCAUCUCAAUCUCUCUUUCUCCGUUUCUCACUUUUCCUUUUUUUGGUUUUAACAUUUUGUUGUAACGUUUACUGUUUUCUGAAAAUGUUAACAAAAUAAAUGUUCAUCUGGUUACUGCA